CCAAACAGGAAAAGGGUGUGUUGGAAUGUGUGAGUCCAAAGCAGAAAUAGCUCCAACUGCUAAAGUGGAACUAGUAUUCUAUGAGCCUCAAAGGAAGGAACAAUGUUCACCGUACUCUUGGUUGCAGGUGUUUUGAUAGGAGUUGCUUACAUUUACCAUCAUAUUGUUGUAAAAGGAAAGACAUGCAACAGCAAAGUAAAAUUGCAUGGGAAAACUGUGAUUGUAACUGGUAUAGGGAAGACUACAGCUGUAGACCUGGCAAAAAGAGGAGCAAGAGUGAUCCUUGCAUGUCGUUCUAAGCAACGAGGAGAAGCUGCUCUUGAGGAGAUCAAAAGGGAGAGUGGCAGUAAUCAGGUGGUGUUCAUGCCACUGGAUCUUGGGAGUCUUACAUCUGUUCGCAGGUUUGCUACAGCCUUUUUGAAGUCAGAAUCCAGACUGGACAUCCUCAUCAACAAUGCAGGUGUUUACCUCCAGGGUCAAACAGAGGAUGGAAUUGGGAUGAUGUUUGGUGUUAACCACCUUGGUCACUUCCUGUUAACAAACCUUUUGCUGGAGCGACUAAAAGAGAGUGGACCAAGCAGGAUAGUAAAUGUAUCAUCCGUGGGACACAAUUUUGGAAAAAUUGACUUUGACUGCCUGAACACUCACAAAGCUCUGGGAGUUGGAUCAUCAUUUCUUGAGGUCCCCAAAGUUUACUGUGAUAGCAAGCUGUGCAAUGUCCUUUUCACCCAUGAACUGGCCAAGAGACUGCAAGGAACCCAAGUCACCUGUUACUCCCUUCACCCAGGAGCAAUCACCUCAGAGCUUGGCAGGAAUGCAAGCCCUGUUGUUCAAGUGCUUUUGAAGCCCAUAACUACUUUCUUCUUUAAGAACACUAUCCAAGGAUGCCAGACCAGUCUGCACUGUGCCCUUCAGGAAGGAAUGGAACCUCUUAGUGGCCGUUACUUCUCCAAUUGCACGGUAAGAGAGGUCUUUGCCAAGGCUAAGGAUGAUGCUGCAGCCAAGAAGCUGUGGGAGAUAAGCGAGAGACUUUGUGGCCUUGCUAGAAAGGUGCAAAAGCACAGCGAAACUGAACGGGAAGACAGCAAUUGUUACAGCAACACUGGCAUUGGGAAGUCCACAGCGAUGGAUCUGGCAAAGAGAGGAGCCAGGGUGAUCCUGGCCUGUCGCAACAAGGAGAAAGCUGAGGCUGCAGCAUAUGAUAUCCGCAGAGAGAGUGGCAACAGCCAGGUGGUAUAUAUGCAACUGGAUCUGGCAAGUUUGAAGUCGGUUCGUAGUUUUGCAGAAACAUUUCUGAAAACUGAACCUAGACUGGAUUUCCUGAUUAACAAUGCUGGCGUCAUAGGUCCAGGACGUACUGAGGAUGGUUUUGGGAUGGUAUUUGGAGUAAACCAUCUUGGUCCCUACUAUCUCACUAACCUCCUUUUGGGCCGUCUGAAACAGUGUGGUCCCAGUCGGGUUGUUACAGUUUCUGCCCUCCUGCACUGCUUGGGAAAAAUAGACUUCCCUCAGUUGGUUUCUAGAAAGGAUUUAGUGUUUGGUCAGUCAACCUGGAACAUCUUACAGGCAUACACUGAUAGCAAGCUUUGUAAUGUGCUAUUCAUUAGGGAGUUGGCUAACCGUCUGGACGGCACUGAUGUCACUUGCUACACCCUGCACCCAGGAAUAAUUUACACAGAGCUGUGUCGUAAUAUGAACCAGUGGCUGAAGCUUUUCAUCAUGCCCUUAGCCAAGCUCCUCUUCCUUGACCCUGAAGGAGGCUGUCAGACCACCUUACACUGCAUCCUGCAGGAUAGCAUAGAACCUUUGAGUGGGCGUUAUUUCUCAAACUGUGCACUGCAACAAGCUGGAGCCAAGGGAAGAGAUGAUGCCUUGGCAAAGAAGCUGUGGGAA
Menidia menidia (Atlantic silverside) is the source of this 1893-nucleotide messenger RNA. Lineage: Eukaryota; Metazoa; Chordata; Actinopteri; Atheriniformes; Atherinopsidae. The record is from the annotation of a GenBank genome assembly.